Messenger RNA from Thermochaetoides thermophila DSM 1495, 1998 nucleotides. RefSeq lists its product as uncharacterized. NCBI's taxonomy places the organism in Eukaryota, Fungi, Ascomycota, Sordariomycetes, Sordariales, Chaetomiaceae. Bases 1 to 1998 code for a protein of 665 amino acids. The transcript has 2 exons. The record is from RefSeq and is a predicted model, not a curated record.
AUGGCAACCACCACAAAGCCCCGAGCGGGCAGCACUAUCAAAAAGAAGUCUGCUGCAACUGCAACCGCAACUGCAUUGAAUGAACUGCCUUUGAGCAACAUACAGAAUAAGCAGCAGCAGCAGCAGCAGCAGCAGCAGCAGCGCCAGGUCAGCAUCGACUCUCUGACCCGCGAUCUCGACAACUUCCACAUCCGCUGUGUCAGUGCCGGCGAUAAAGAAAACCUUAGCAAGCCCCUCUCGGCAUCACCCGGACACACGGCGAACCCCGCGGUUGCAUCUACAGCUCCCCAGGUCAUACCAUCCGUUCGCACGUGCGGCCUUACUCGUGAAGCCGACGAGUCGGAUACCUCAGACGACUUCGAGACCAACAACACACUUGCACGCGCCAGCCAGCACUUGCCCAGCAACCAAGAGCAACUCGCGAAGCACCAGGCAGGUCAGUUUGAAUGGUUGCUCUCCAUUCCCGUCGACAACGAGAAGUUGGCCAAUGUGCGCGGUCUGGUCGACGACUCCCACGAUGACGACGACGCAGACCCGCGCCGAUUGGGCGAACAGAAGAGGAUCAUUUUCGGCUGCAAUCUGCUGCGUCGCGGAUCAGAGUCGAGCGGCGCUCAGCCUGCGCAGUGCCAGACUGACGGAGGAGCUAACGUGUACACGUUGAUAGCCACUCGUCUUGACGGAGAGGAAGACGACACGACUACCAUGCCCGAGCUUACACCCGUGGAGGAGCCCGUGGUCGAGGCUCUGCAGUCUGAAGUGAAUGGGGAUGUGGAAGUGAAUGUCAAGGAGGCUAAGAGCCACGAGCAAAUCUUUGACUCUCACCCGUCGACUCCAGUGUCCAAGAUCGAAGCUGCGAUCGACGCCGUCGAUAGGCUCGAGGAACAGAUCGAGCAGCUGACGCUGGAAACCCAACCCAAGUCGGCGACAGCGAAGACCAACGGAAUGACCACCAAGUCGACCCCGAUCAAGCGCGCCACCUCAGUCAAGGUUGCCUCGACCAGCAAGAGUGCCAUCGACCGCAAGUCUGCCAUGACCCCGACGCGCGAACAGCUGCAGGAUAAUGGCAAGCCUUCCACACCUACACCGGGUACUACUGCUCGCAAGGUGCCGCGGCCGGCCAGCCUCAACCCGCCCAAGCCCCUGGCCAAGUCUAGCAAACCGCCGACGAUACCAUCGUUCGAGCUGCCCGGCGAGGCAGUCGCUCGCCGGCUGAAGGAGCAGCGCGAGGCGCGGCUGUCACAGCAAAUCUCUCCCGAACAGGCUGCGUCCGUCGCGGCCGACGCCGCGAAAACCGCAUCGCCCUCGUCCUCCUCCUCGUCGCUGCUCUCGCGCGAGCCCAAGUUUAAGUCGAGCAAGCCGCCGACACGGCCGACGUUCGAGCUGCCGGGCGAGGCCAUAUCACGGAGGAAGCGCGAGCAACACGAAGCGAAGCUGAGAGCGGAGGAGGAAGAGAUGCGUCGGCGGCGGGAGUUCAAGGCACGGCCCAUGCCCCGCGCUAGUAUCAUUGGCACGCCGAGCACAUUGCCGCGGGAUACGGUCGCUAGCCUGGCGAGGAUUAAUAAGCAGCGGCAGGCCCAGGCCCAGGCUGAGCCCAACAAGGAGGAGGAGAGCGGGAUGACAGGAAUGAAGAAGAGGCAUUCGAUCGCGGUUUUGGGGGCUUCAUCAUCAUCUCAGACGGUGACGAGGGGACGGACGAAUACUAAUGCCUCGCAGCUCUCGCAGGCCGGGGCGACUACCGCUACGACCACCAACAGCAGUCGUGCGACGUCGGCUUCUGGGAGUGUCAGGGAUCGUCGUGCUAGCACCGCGGCGAGUACUGUCAGCAAUGGGAGCGUAGAGAACGGUCUGCUACAGCACCCGAGGGACAGCAAAGAGGCGGUGGCGGCUGCGAGGAAGGAGGCUGCUGAACGCAGCAGGAUGAUGAGUCGGCUUUGGGCGGAGAAGAGGAAGGCUAAGGAAGGGGCGGUUAAUGGUCAAGCUAAUGGCGUGAAGGUUUGA